Pelodiscus sinensis (Chinese soft-shelled turtle) is the source of this 5195-nucleotide messenger RNA. It is a transcript of the gene SLC17A5, whose product is annotated as solute carrier family 17 member 5. Gene Ontology annotation, molecular function: transmembrane transporter activity. Gene Ontology annotation, biological process: transmembrane transport; monoatomic anion transport. NCBI's taxonomy places the organism in Eukaryota, Metazoa, Chordata, Testudines, Trionychidae. The record is from RefSeq and is a predicted model, not a curated record. Gene Ontology annotation, cellular component: apical plasma membrane.
UAGAUUUCAUGAGGAAAAUAAGUAUUUCUCAAAUUGUGAGUCCUGAUCCGAAAGGGAGUUGCAGGGUGGUCGGAAGGGGGGUUUAUGAUAUUGCCACUUCUGUGCUGCCUUCAGAGCUGGACAACCAGAGAGUGGUUGCUGCUGACUGAGGGUCCAGCUCUGCAGAGAGCAAUGAAGAAGUAAGAGUGGCAGUACUAUAUCAUGACAUCCUUACCUCCACACUACCGCUGGCAGCAGCUCUGCCUUCAAAGCUGGACUCCUGGCCAGCAGCCACCGCUGUCCGGCUGCCCAAAUCUGAAGGCAGCGUUGCCAGCAGCAACAGCACAGAAGUAUUGCAACCCCCUCUUACAAUAACCUUGCAACCCCUGCACAUCUCCUUUUUGGAUCAGAAUCCCUACAAUUACGACACUGUGAUAUUUCAGAUUUAAAUAGCUGAAAUCAUGAAAUUUACCAGUUUAAAAAUCCUUUGACUGUGAAAUUGAUCAAAAUGGACCAUGAAUUUAGUAGUGCCCUACUUGUGGUAGAAGUUAGUUGUAAAGAGGAUUGGUAAUUGUUUUGCAGCUUUUGUGACAAGGAGUGGUGGUAGUUCCACCCAUAAGGGAUGCGUGGAAGAAAGCAUGUUGCUCAUAGGAGCAGCAGAUGCUUGUGGCUUUCUACUUGUCAGUUGUUAAAGCAAUACAUUCUUAGGCUUGCACAAUGCGCCAUGCUCUCAUUUGAGCGGCUCACCUCACCCACAAGAACAAAUACAAUAGUACAAUAUCCUUAAACUGAAAAAGUAUCUAGGAAUUUUCUGUACAGACUGUCCUCCUUAAAAAAGAGGGGGAGGAGACUAUUUAAACAUGGUUUUGAAAGCAACAGAGGUGGGAGCUGAAGGGUCUGAUCAAGUGCCUACAUGCUGCUCUGCUCGCUACAAUUUAGCAUUAUUGGCCUUUUUUGGAUUCUUCCUGCUUUAUGCAUUACGUGUGAAUCUAAGCGUUGCUCUUGUAGACAUGGUAGAGCCUGAUUCAAGUUUAACAAAGAAUACAACUUCCCAGGUGUGUCCAGAACAUUCUUCUACCCUAAACAUCCCUCGGAAUACAACGGGGAAAAAGUAUUCUUGGGAUGCAGAUACUCAAGGAUGGAUCCUUGGUUCUUUUUUCUAUGGCUACAUCAUUACUCAGAUUCCUGGUGGAUAUCUUGCACGUAAAAUAGGAGGGAAGCUGCUGCUGGGGUGUGGCAUCCUGAGUACCGCUGUCUUCACUCUGUUCACCCCCUUAGCAGCAGACCUGGGGGUUGGAUACUUGAUAGCAGUCAGAGCCUUGGAGGGGCUUGGAGAGGGGGUUACGUUUCCUGCUAUGCAUGCCAUGUGGUCAUCUUGGGCUCCACCGCUGGAACGCAGCAAGCUCCUUAGCAUUUCAUAUGCAGGUGCACAAUUUGGAACAGUUGUGUCUCUUCCAUUGUCUGGCUUAAUUUGCUACUACAUGGACUGGAUUUAUGUAUUCUACAUAUUUGGUGCACUUGGAGUAUUAUGGUUCCUCUUCUGGAUCUGGCUGGUGAGUGAUACUCCAGAAACUCACAGUAGAAUCUCUCAUACUGAAAGGGAGUAUAUUCUCUCUUCCCUUAAAGAUCAGCUUUCUUCUCAGAAGUCUGUACCUUGGGUACCCAUACUGAAAUCCUUUCCUCUCUGGGCUAUUGUUGCAGCACACUUUUCUUAUAAUUGGACUUUCUACACUCUUCUCACACUAUUGCCUACUUACAUGGAGGAGAUCUUGCGGUUUGAUGCAAAAGAGAAUGGAUUUUUAUCUGCACUGCCUUAUUUUGGAUGUUGGGUGUGUAUAAUCGUGUCUGGUCAAAUUGCUGAUUAUUUAAGGGAAAAACAGAACUUGUCCACUGUGUGUGUGCGCAAAACAUUUACUGUAAUAGGUAUGAUUGGUCCUGCAGUGUUUUUAGUAGCAGCUGGGUUCAUAGGCUGUGACUACACAUUGGCUGUUGCAUUCCUAACCAUAUCAACAACACUUGGAGGCUUUUGUACAUCUGGUUUUGGCAUCAACCACCUGGACAUAGCACCAUCGUAUGCUGGGAUCCUGCUUGGAAUCACAAAUUCAUUUGCCACUAUCCCGGGAAUGGUGGGGCCAGUCGUUGCGAAAAUCCUGACUCACCAUAAUACUGUGGGAGAAUGGCAGAUCGUUUUCUAUAUUGCUGCUUCUAUUAACUUAUUUGGAGCAAUAUUCUUUGCGUUAUUUGGCAGUGGAGAAGUGCAAGACUGGGCAGUCAACAACCGCCACUUGCAUAGGAACUGAAGGAGUUAUUGAGAUAUCAAGGCUAUAUUGAAUCACUGUUCUAAAGUCAUGUGACCUGAAAAGUGCCUUUCAUAUUGAUGCCCGGAAAGCUACAAAAGCUUUUCAGUUUAACCAUUUUAUCUGUGUACUGUUUGUACUAGAAGUCACUUGACGGUGCAUGUACGUUAUUUCUGUAAUAAGAAACUACUUAGCUCUAGUAGAACAGCCUUAUCCUAGGACUUUAAAUCAAAUACUUGAUCUGAAACUUAGAAUUUUAAAUCAUUGUGCUGGGCACCAUUUUCUGCCACCUCUUAAUAUUUUCUAAACUGAAACGAGUAGGAAGAUGUCUUCUAUCAUCGACAUAGCAGAGGGGAGAAAAACAGGGAUUGUAGUGUUGGGAGGUGGAGGAAUGGCAUGUAAAGAAUGGUCUGUAAUAAGGAAUCUUUUUUUUAUUUUUAUGAAGAAGUUGACAUGCUUCUCCAAUUUUAAUGUCCAGGAAUUUCCUGGUUUUCUAGAGUUAUCAUAUUUUAAUUUUUCUUUUUACCAAUAUUUUAAUUGGUGUUCUAGGACUCUUCUGCUACACACACUUCCAAUAUGUAAAUGUUUCAUGUUCAAGAACAGAAUAAUCAGAGAGCAAAUUUACAACAAGCCUCUUACAUAUGAGAUGAACAGACAGAGGGAGCUUUUCUCCUUUCCACCCCUUCUCAGUGGGGUAAGAUAUUGACAUAGCAUAUGUUCACUGGCCUGUGCAUCAAUAAAAGGAGUAUGUUGCUAUGGUUUGAACUCUAAGCAUUGUGUAGAUUGCACUAGAAGUGGAAUGGCUAGGGGUAUGUAUUUCAGUCUGACAGCCAAUUUUUUUAUCAUGACAAGCAUUCAGAGCAAUGGAAAUCUCAAAUUCUUCUGCUCAUGUCAAUAUAUGUAAAUUUGUCAGUAGAAAUAUACUAAAAUGAGGCCAGUGCAGAGAGUAAGGACAGCACUUUUUAGUUCUCUUUGUACAAUUGCUCUCACCCUGUUCACAGAUUAAAAAUCAGUGAUAUUGGGGGAAUAAACUGUGCAACUUCAUUUCUAGAAGUUGCCCCGGGCAUUUUCUUUUUGGAGUCUGAGAGAAUUGUGCUGUUAGUACAGAAUUCAUGCUUGAAAUAUUUUUUUUAUUAUUAUUAUUAUUAUUAUUAUGGAAAUUGACAAACUAUGCACCCAAUUAAACCAGGACAAUAGAAACUGAGUGAAAAUUAUAGUCUAGAAGGAAUGGGUGAUUGAAAAUCUGAGGGACCCCUCUUAGGCGAGGUCUACACUACAAAGAAAAGUUGGAAAAAGAUAUGCAAAUUGAAAACCAUAAUUUGAGUAUUUUUUUCCGUUUUUCUUUCGAAAGAGGCUUUUCCAAAAUUUGGCCCAUCUACACAGGCUAAAUUUCAGAAAAACCUCCUCUUUCAACAUAUCCUUUCUUCCUCAUACAAUGAGGAUUACAGAGGUGGCAAAAGAACAUGUCUGCUUUUUUGGAAAUUGUUCAAAAAAAGCAGACGCAUUCCUUAGAGGCAGAGUAGCUUUUCCAGGAUACUGCUGUAUUCUAGACAUAGCCUUAGAGUAUUCACCACGUAGAGCAGGUUAAAAAAUCCCAUUUCCAUAGAUUCCUGGAUUAAAGCAAGUUGGUGAAGGUCACUUUGCUUUGUUUUUUUCUACAUGCCAUCAAAACAAAAAGAGAGAAGCUUAGCAUACCUGCUUUUGGGUGCUCCAAUGGAGUUGUCUGACUUAAUUUCCAGGAAAUGGCUACUGCCUCUCCUUACCAGCUUUAGAAACCUUUUUGUUUUCACCUGCAUUGAAGUGUCAUGUUGGAAGUAUGUUAAAGCUGUGUUGUCAUAAAUUAAUUUCUACAAUAAAUGGCACCAAAAUCAUAUGGAAUUAAUAUUUGUACAUGUAACCAUAACUGGAAAUGAUUGCUUCCCAAAAAUUGAUCUCAGCAGAAAUUAACAGAUAAUCCUAAAGAUAGUUCAGUCUUAGUUCAAAAAAAUGUAUUUCCCUGCCAUUUUGGAGUGAUCCAGCAAGUAAGGGGUGUGGCAGUAUAGGGCAAGGAUUACAUGUGCACUGCUAGUUUUUUUUAAUUGACAACUGUUUGGUAGACAGAGCUUUUGAUGUUGGAGUUGUCAGUCUGACAGCUUGGUUACCACUAACAUUGAAUUUCCAAAAGAGAAAUGGAAUCUGAGCAUUAAUGUGAUUGUUUUCAGCUCAGAGUUUACGACAUUAAACAUUAAAUAGAUCCAGUGCCAUUUAUUGUUUGAAUUAUAUAGGCCAGACUAUGGAGUUUUGGAAUUUCUGAUUUUCAUAUCUAUUUUUUUCUUCUUCUAAUCUCAUGUAUUAUUGACACAAAUGCUCUGUGUUCUAUUAAUUUUUAAAUGUAAAGCUUGUCUGGAAAGCAGGCACAGAAACAUUACAGUAGAUCCUGAGGUUUAUUUCUAGAAAGCAGACCAAGGCUAUUCUGAAAGAAUCGAGGACAUUUGUUGAUACAGAGUUUGAUCUGCAAAGCUUUAAGCACUCUGGUCCAGAUCCAGCAAAACAUUUCAGCAUAUGAUUAGGCUUGAUCAUCCUGCAAGAUAAAAUUAUAGAAUAGAAAAACUAUACUAAAAUGUUACUUCUGCCUCCUCACCAUGUUACUGCCCACUCCUCCUUUCUCAAGUCAUCAGUUUACUUUCUUCCUUGUACUGUUUCAGAAUAUUUUGGAUACCCACCUUGACACCUAAAGGAUCUUGAUUUUUCACAAAGUGCUGGGUACCUCAAUCAUGUCCUAUUAAGAAAUUUCAAGCUGAACAUCCAAAAUCAAUAAUUUUUAAAAAUUGUAUAUGUAUAUUUUGUAUUUAUUAAUUUUCCUCCUUUUCCUGUGUAACUGGUUCCUAAUUUUAUUUUGUCAGCUUUUAUUUUUAAUAUAAGUAAUGGUGUUCUAUGCUU